AUGAGGCGAAGCGAACGUUUGAAGAACAAGUCAUGCAAAGACAAAAUAAUACGUUUUUAUCGUUCAAGACUAAAAUGGGGGGAAUUCAGUAAUUUUUAUGAAGCAGAAAUUUUAAUAGAUGGAGAGACUUGGCCAACAACUGAGCAUUAUUUUCAAGCUCAAAAAUUUCCAUCAAAUCCUGAAGUUCAACAACAAAUCAAAGAUUUCGCAAAACCUGGAUUAGCAGCCAAAUACGGACGUAAAGCCCAAGGCCUGCGCCCAGAUUGGGAACAAGUUAAAGAUGAUGUUAUGCGUACGGCUUUAAAAGCCAAAUUUACUCAACAUCAAACAUUAAAGAAAUUGUUAUUGAGCACAAAAGAUGCUAAAUUGGCCGAAGACUCACCGACCGACAGUUAUUGGGGUACUGCUACUCGGAAAGAUGGAAGUAAAGACGGAAAAUAUCAAACAUAUAAUUCAGAUGAUUGGAUUACAACUACAGCGGCGACAUUACUUCCCUCAAGUCGUAAAGUUUAUAUCACGACAUCAUUUAAUAAUCUUUGGGAAAUUUCUUUAGAUAAUAAAGAGGCAAGGAAGAUUAGUUGGGACGGGUGGGGAACUUGUAACGCUUUGGUGGCGGUGCCAAAUGGAGGAGAUAAAUUGUUUGCAUUCUGUCACAAACUUUGGUUAAUCGAUGAUCCAAGUACGGGUCAUUGUGUGGAUUUUCUAGGAGGAUUUACGGACGUUUGGACAAGAGUUAAUGCUGCAGCGAUUGUAGGUCAAAAGAUUUUUGCCACCACUUCGGCAAAUAACUUAUGGUGCGUUGACAGCACUGGUAAGGAUGAACCAAAGAAAUUGGGAGGUGGCUCGGAUAAUUGGUCAACCUGUAGGGCUUUGGUCCAAGUUGACGGUAAAUUGAUCGCUUUUUGUUAUGGAUUAUGGGAGGUUAACAUUCAAAAUGGAAAGAGCACACCUUUUUUUGAUGACAAAUCUGAUGAUUCUAAAAGAUCUUGGUCAAGUGUAAAGUCUGCUACCGUUAUUGGUCAUAACGUUUACGUCGUGGACGGAUCUCAAUUGCUUGAAUUAGAUACCAUUCAUAAGAAAGUUAGAGAUGUUGGUAACGAUAAUUGGGGAACCAUUAGAGCCAUAGUUGCUGUUGAUAUUUAA
Funneliformis caledonium is the source of this 1143-nucleotide messenger RNA. The record is from the annotation of a GenBank genome assembly. NCBI's taxonomy places the organism in Eukaryota, Fungi, Glomeromycota, Glomeromycetes, Glomerales, Glomeraceae.